GGGUCUCAUGUUAGCUACUGGGAGACUGCCCAUUACAGUAAUUGGUGGUGUAUUUUGCCCUCUCUGUCAACAGAAAACAAGUCACGGUAUAUUCAACAUGGAAGGCAAAAUAAAAGGAAAUGAUUCAGUAGUUUGUGAAACAGAACCGCUAUUGAACAGAGCCCCUAGGCUAUCUGGCAGAGAGAGGGCAGCAUCACGAUGGGUGACAGUGGAGCCCCUACUUCUCUUGGCAGCAUGCAGCUAUAUGUUGACCGCUGUCCUUCGCAUCCAGUAUGUACUAGUGAGGGUACAGGAGUCUUAUAACUACACCGUUCACACGGAUUCACCUUGCCCAGUUCGGAACCAGACUGGUAAUAUGAGUUAUAUUUCGGAUGCUGACACCCAGGCCCGGAUCCAGGCGGACUCCGCUCGCUGGAUGCUGCUCUUUAGUCUCGCUGGAGCUCUUCCGGGCUUCGUCUCCGCGAUCCUCAUGGGAGCUCUGUCCGACAGGUUCGGCCGCAAGAUAUUUCUCAACCUGUCGACCAUCGGCAGUGCAAGUUUUGCCGGUGUUUGCACGGCCGUGAUGGCGUUCAAUCUUCGCCUGGAAGUGUUCCUCGCCGCCGAUCUUGCCAUCGGCCUGACAGGCGGGCAAAUGACGAUUGUCUCCCUUUGCUACUCCUACAUUGCAGACGUGACUACCAAGAAACAGCGCACCUUCAGGAUAGUUGUGAUCGAAACUGUCUACGUCCUUGUUGGACUGACUCAGAUUGGGGCCGAGUAUUGCUACGAAGCUCUUGGCUUUGCCGCCACCGCGGGAAUUGCGACGGGUCUGGGAGUCUUGGCCUUCAUUUACUCUGUAAUUCCACAUAUCCUGAUCGAGACAAUCGAGAGGAAGGGUCAGCAGCCACUAGGCCAGACACUGAGGCAGACUGUACGAGGCGUGGGACGGUUGUUUUACAGCGAGGGAGGCACUGUACGCACCUGGUGCUUGCUACUCAUUUUCGCCACCCUUUUCAUGCUAACCCCGAUGGAAUCUUCGCUCCAGGUUAAAACAUUGUACGUGCAAGCCGAGCCCUUCUGCUGGUCACCAGUUACAAUCGGGUAUAACGCCGCCCUGUUUAGUACUGUCUUACUUGUUGGUAACAUCGGAGGCUUCAAAUUGUUGUCAAAAUGUUUCAGCAGUCAGUGGAUCUUUCACAUAUCUUGUUUCAGUACAGUUGGGGUAAACGUAGUGUUCGGGCUGGUGAGAACAAACGAGCUAUUGUUUUGGGCGACACUUUUAUUAGUGUUAUCGGGAUUGUGUUUCCCUGUCCUAAGAGGAUCGCUUUCCAAACUGGUUGGAGCUGACGAACAAGGUGUUGCUUUGUCCUUCCUCGGCUGUGUGGAGAACUUCGGCAUGUAUGUCUCACCCAUAGCCGUCAACGCAGUUUAUAUGGCUACCGUAGCAUCUUACGCCCCACUUGUGUUCUUUGUGAUAGCUGGGAUCACUUGUGUACCGCCUGUGUUAUUCGGGAUUAUGCACGUCGUCAUUAAACGCUCGAUUGACCCACAGAUCUUGGCAUCCCAUACAGUGACUGACUGACCGUGAGCACACAUCAUUCAACCACGCUUGAAAGUGAAAUGACGUUGUUUAUAACUUAAGCCCCAGUCACACAGCUACGAAUAUCCACGGUUUACCACGAAUCAAUCGAUCACGAUGAACCGUCGAGAUUCGCGGCCGAGCCUUUCGACGUUCUCAGAAAUGCACUACGGUUUCAGGACGGAUAGCCAUACGACUGUCCUUAGGUUUCUAUGACGGAUAACCACGGAGGUACUAAGGAUGGAUGGUUACG
Molecule: messenger RNA, 1811 nt
Organism: Patiria miniata (bat star)
Lineage: Eukaryota; Metazoa; Echinodermata; Asteroidea; Valvatida; Asterinidae
Product: solute carrier family 46 member 3-like
Exons: 5
Coding region: 8-1561 (517 amino acids)
Biological process (GO): transmembrane transport
Cellular component (GO): plasma membrane
Molecular function (GO): transmembrane transporter activity
Source: RefSeq, a predicted model, not a curated record